UAGCACAAACUAGACUUAAGUAAAACAACUCUUUUUCCAUGGUAUCGGCUACACGAAGAAGGACACAGCUUAGUGUUUUGCUGGUCUCCUCAGUGAGAGGCUUGAGAACUCUGGGGAAAGAACUCUGGCUGGCUAGUGCAUUCUGAUAGAUCACUCAUUGUGCUGCUGCAGAACCCAAGGAGCAGACUUCUUGGUGAAGGAACGCUAGUGGAAAAUUCCCAAGCAUGGAUCCCACCACCCCAGCCUGGAGCACUGACAACACAACAGUGAACGAAACUUACUACACUGAAAACUUACCCUGUGUUGACCCCAUACCCAUUAUCCUGUAUAUUCUUAAAGCUGGCAUUGCCAUGGUUGGGCUGGUAGGAAAUGCCGUGGUGCUAUGGCUUCUGAGCUUCCACAUACAAAGGAAUGCCUUCUCUGUCUAUGUCCUCAACCUGGCUGGGACUGACUUCCUCUUCCUCAGCUUUCAGACUGUGUAUUCCCUGGAAUAUAUCCUUCCCCAUUUCUAUGACAUCUACUUCGAUAUUCCCAUCUAUCUCAUCAAUGCAUGCAUCUUUGCUUACCUUGCUGGUAUGUGUAUUAUUGCAGCCAUCAGUGUUGAGCGAUGUCUGUCUGUUUUGUGGCCCAUCUGGUAUCACUGCCAGCGACCAAGACACUUAUCAUCUGUCAUGUGUGCCCUGCUCUGGGCCUUCUCUCUACUGUUCAGCCUCCUGUUAGGGCAUGAGUGCGGCUUACUAGUUAUUGGCUAUUAUGACCAUUCUUUGUGUAGGAGUUUAAAUUUUAUCACUGCUGCGUUUGUGAUAGUAUUAUCUGUAGUUCUUUGUGGAUCCAGCCUGACCCUGUUGUUCAGGAUCUUCUGUGGCUCCCGAAGAAUUCCUGUGACCAGGUUGUGUGUGACACUUACCCUCACGGUGCUGCUCUUUAUAUUCGUUGGUCUGCCCUUUGGUAUCUAUUGGUUCCUCUUAGACUGGAUUGAGGAGUUGCGUAAAGUUCUCCCUUGCCAUACUAGAGAAAUGACAAAAUUUCUAUCCUGCAUUAACAGCUGUGCCAACCCCAUCGUUUACUUCCUUGUUGGCUCCGUUAGGCACCGCAGGCUCCAGAGGCAGACUCUGAAGAUUCUACUGCAGAGAGCCCUGCAGGACACUCCUGAGGAAGAAGGUGAAGAAAGGGAUUCUUCAACAAAUCCUGGAGAACAGGAAACAGUCUGGUGUAGUAGUUGAGUGAGUCCUUGAUAGCACACAGUUGUUUUGAGAAUCAACAUGGUCUCCAUUUAGAUGGGUCAUUUUCACAACCUUGUUCAAUUGGUUGAGAAAACAGUCAUUUUGUAGAAAUAGGGUGAAAUGGGGCUUGUUAAACAGAAACUGACUACGGCAUCCUAAAACUUCCUUAUGUGGACUCACUGCAUCUGCUUGUGAUGUAACCUUUGUAACCAAAUCGCUUGAGGCCAGGACAACUCCCACUGUAAACAAAUCCUUCCCUCCAAAGAAGCCCCCAAGCAGUGCAGGGAAGGUCAGGAUUUCUUCGGUCAUUGAACUUGAUAAAUAUUAAAUGAAUAUUAUAUUCUAUAGAAAUGUCCCUAUUUUCCACAAGUUGUUUUCUAAAUGUUAAGAGAAAUUAAUUGAAAUUCCCACAAUCCCAGUUUCCUUCAUGAAUAUUGAAGCUUGGUAUGACUGCUUAAUUGCUUCCUUCCCUUGGCAAUUUGAACAGUAUUUUCUGGAACCAUGGAAGCCUUACCACAGGAAAGAAAUUACAUCAAGCUCAGAUCAUCUGAGUCCUUUGUCCUAAAUGUAAAGUGUGUUCAGCAAUAGGGGUGUACCCUCAUCCACUAGGAAAUGACCACUGAUUACAUAUAUGAUCCAUACUGUUUUGGAAGUCACAAGGACUACACUGACUAACCAUUCAAAAGAAGGCUUCUCAUGCCAGGAACUGGUUCUGUGGGGAUUUUUGUCAAGACAAAUUGCUUAACUUCCUUUAAGAUAUGUAUGUGUGGAGAUAGAUAGA
Molecule: messenger RNA, 2004 nt
Organism: Myodes glareolus (Bank vole)
Lineage: Eukaryota; Metazoa; Chordata; Mammalia; Rodentia; Cricetidae
Source: RefSeq, a predicted model, not a curated record